AUGGUCUCUAAGUGUUCAAGUAAAAGGAAGAGUCGCAUGUCUCUUACUUUAAAUCAAAAGCUAGAAAUGAUUAAUCUUAGGGAGAAGGGCAUGUCAAAAGCUGAGACAGGCCGAAAGCUAGGCCUCUUGUGCCAAACAGUUAGCCAAGUUGUGAAUGCAAAGGAAAAGUUCUUGAAGAAAGUUAAAAGUGCUACUCCAGUGAACACACGAAUGAUAAGAAAGCAAAACAGCCUUAUUGCUGAUGUGGAAGUUUUAGCAGUCUGGAUAGAAGAUCAAACCAGCCACAACAUUCCCUUAAGUCAAAGCCUAAUCCAGAGCAAGGCCCUAACUCUCUUCAUUUCUAUGAAGGCUGAGAGAGGUGAGGAAGCUGCAGAAGAAAAGUUUGAAGCUAGCAGAGGUUGGUUCAUGAGGUUUAAGGAAAGAAGCCAUCUCCAUAACAUAAAAGUGCAAGGUGAAGCAGCAAGUGCUGAUGCAGAAGCUGCAGCAAGUUAUCCGGAAGAUCUAGCUAAGGUAAUCAAUGAAGGUGGCUACACUAAACAACAGAUUUUCAAUGUAGACAAAACAGCCUUAUAUUGGAGGAAGAUGCCAUCUAGGACUUUCAUAGCUAGAGAGGAGAAGUCAAUGCCUGGCUUCAAAGCUUCCAAGGACAGGCUGACUCUCUUGUUAGGGGCUGAUGCAGCUGGUGACUUUAAGUUGAAGCCAAUGCUCAUGUACCAUUCCAAAAAUCCGAGGGCCCUUAAGAAUUAUGCUAAAUCUGCUCUGCCUGUGCUCUAAAAAUGGAACAACAAAGCCUGGAUGACAGCACAUCUGUUUACAGCAUGGUUUACUGAAUAUUUUAAGCCCACUGUUGAGACCUACUGCUCAGAAAAAAAGACUUUCAAAAUAUUACUGCUCAUUGACAAUGCACCUGGUCACCCAAGAGCUCUGAUGGAGAUGUACAACAAGUUUAAUGUUGUUUUUAUGCCUGCUAACACAACAUCCAUUCUGCAGCCCAUGGAUCAAGGAGUAAUUUUGACUUUCAAGUCUUAUUAUUUAAGAAAUAUAUUUCAUAAGGCUAUAUCUGCCAUAGAUAGUGAUUCCUCUGAUGGAUCUGGGCAGAGUAAAUUGAAAACCUGCUGGAAAGGAUUCACCAUUCUAGAUGCCAUUAAGAACAUUCAUGAUUCAUGGGACUUGGUCAAAAUAUCAACAUUAACAGGAGUUUGGAAGAAGCUGAUUCCAGCCCUCGUGGAUGACUUUGAGGGGUUCGAGACUUCAGUGGAGGAAGUAACUGCAGAUGUGGUGGAAAUAGCGAGAGAACUAGAAUUAGAAGUGGAGCCUGAAGAUGUGACUGAAUUGUUGCAAUCUCAUGAUAAAACUUUAAUGGAUGAGGAGUUGCUGCUUAUGGAUGAGCAAAGAAAGUGGUUACUUGAGAUGGAAUCUACUCCUGCUGAAGAUGCAGUGAACAUUGUUGAAAUGACAACAAAGGAUUUAGAGUAUUACAUAAACUUAGUUGAUAAAGCAGUGGCAGGGUUUGAGAGGAUUGACUCCAAUUUUGAAAGAAGUUCUAUUGUGGGUAAAAUGCUAUCAAACAGCAUUGCAUGCUACAGAGAAUUCUUUCGUGAAAGGAAGAGUCAAUUUAUGUGGCAGACUUCAUCGUUGUCUUAUUUUAAGAAACUGCCAUAGCCACACCAACCUUCAGCAACCACCACCCUAAUCAGUCAGCAGCCAUCAACAUUGAGCGACCCUCCAUCAGCACAAAGAUUACGACUCGCUGAAGGCUCAGAUGAUGGUUAG
Molecule: messenger RNA, 1773 nt
Organism: Dromaius novaehollandiae (emu)
Lineage: Eukaryota; Metazoa; Chordata; Aves; Casuariiformes; Dromaiidae
Product: tigger transposable element-derived protein 1-like
Cellular component (GO): nucleus
Molecular function (GO): DNA binding
Source: RefSeq, a predicted model, not a curated record